AUGGUGAGAGGCCCCUUCUAUGACAAGAAUGGAUUGAAGAAAGGUGCAUGGACUCUAGAAGAAGAUUAUAAGCUAAAAAGUUUUGUUCAGAGAUAUGGCCACUCAAAUUGGUGCAAACUUCCCAAGCUCGCGGGUUUAUCAAGGUGUGGCAAGAGUUGCAGGCUGCGUUGGGUUAAUUACCUCCAACCAGGAGUAAAACGCGGAAACUUCACCAAAGAAGAAGAGGACUUAAUCAUCAAGUUCCAUGAAGAAGCUGGAAACAAAUGGUCUAUGAUUGCUAGAAAUUUACCUGGACGAGCAGACAAUGAGAUAAAGAACCAUUGGCACACACACCUAAAGAAGAAUGUAAAGCAAAAUCCAAAAACAUGUGAGGUGAAGGAGCAAAGUGAAACUUCACAAUUAUGCAAAGCCAAGGAAAAUAGAGAAUCAGAAAGUGAAAGUCUUCAUGCCAGUGAUUAUGCUAGUGCCCACUACCAUAUCUUAGAAAGCUCUCCAUUGUCCCCAGAAGUAUCUUCUGCUAAAUUCUCCUCCUUAGGCAGUACUGAUCAUUCACCUAAACCUGGCAUAAAUUGGAUUGAAGAAGACAGUCUUGCUUCAUUUGAAACAUUUGAAGAAGCCUUUGGAGACUUUUGGACUGAACCAUUUGUAGCAGACUACACGUAUAUCCCAGAUGAGUUUCCAAUAUCCCAAUAUAUUUCAUACUAUGACGACGGCAUUGGUAUAGAUUUAUUUGACCAAGUGAUGCAGUUACAAACAGCUACCUUAAUCAAUAACAGAUACGUGAAAGUGAUCAUGCAGUCAAGUUUUGCACUUGCUUCAAUAUACUGCAGGAAGUAG
This is a messenger RNA of Quercus robur (English oak), 837 nucleotides long. Its product is annotated as transcription factor MYB30-like. NCBI's taxonomy places the organism in Eukaryota, Viridiplantae, Streptophyta, Magnoliopsida, Fagales, Fagaceae. Bases 1 to 837 code for a protein of 278 amino acids. The transcript has 5 exons. The record is from RefSeq and is a predicted model, not a curated record.